AUGUGUCAGAAUGAGGCAAUUGUGCAUGUUUAUAGAAACCGGUGCGUGCAUGACAUGUGCAGGUCGCAGCCAGCACCUUCGACGACAUUGAGCUGGACCUGGAAGUGCAUGCGGCCCGCGCUGCCUGCGAUCAGGACAAUGUCUCGGCUGCGUGCGAUGCCGAGACAAAGACAAGCUCACCAAGAAUCACCAAGCUUAGUGAUCGCUUCUCGGAGUUCCCCGGCAACCCCUUCAGUCCGGGACCGGUCAGAGGGCGCGCUUAGUCCAAAUGUUGUGCACUGGGAGAUGCGACAAAAGAUCAAGCGUCAGCUGCUGUGGUAUCCGGCAAACAUCACCUGUGGACUUCAGAGCAUCGGCUACAGUGAUGGAGAGUGGUUCAGUUUGGCCAUUCGCUCAGCCAAGCUCCGGGGGAACUCGAUGGUCUCCCUUGGCAACGCCAUGAAGAGCUUCUGGGCAGAUUGGAACUGCGCUGUGGGCGUCGAGCCAACCUCGCGAACACAACCUACUGCUGCAUAUGACGGGGCCCUCAAAUCGCUUGAUCUUGUGCAGCUUCUGUGCUGUGGUUACCCUUCCGGCCGCUUGCUUGAUGUGGCAGCUUUGACAAAUGCGGCCCCAGUUGCGGAGGCAGCCACUAUUGGGGAAGCGUCGCUUGAUGCUGUGGACAGCAUUGGCGCUGCCACGGUUAUCGCUGCAGUUGAUUCUAUCGCCUCGACGCUGGCGGGACCUUCCAUGUUGCAUCAGGUGGUGAGGCAUGUCCUCAAGCAUUUCAGGGGUCACAGUCCGUCCACCACUCAGCAAAGCGUGGCUUCAGAUCAUGAAGCCGCGCCAAUAUGUGCCAAUGGAGGACGUGAACGGCAAGCAGAUCCUGCACCUGGACCUGUUCGUGCUGCAAGAGUGCGGUGCCGAGCUGAACUUUACGGUGCCCAUCAUGGAGCCGCCGCAGCGCUUCACUCGUGUUGUCUCCGACAGAUGGAUCACUACACAGAGGAUCCUGCCGGACAAGUACCCGCCCCACACGGAGCUGCUGGACCUGCAGCCGCUGCUGCUGACGGCACUGAGAUGUCGCGACGCCUCUACGCUGUGCAGGGGCUGAAGGUGCCUGCAGCCAGUGAGAGGAUCAUUUGCGCAGAACUUGGAGAUGCUUGA
Symbiodinium natans is the source of this 1146-nucleotide messenger RNA. The record is from the annotation of a GenBank genome assembly. NCBI's taxonomy places the organism in Eukaryota, Dinophyceae, Suessiales, Symbiodiniaceae.